AUGCCUCGCCAACUUGCAUUCAGCGACAUGUGGCUGCCAUGCCUCAUAUUACUCUUGAUCUGGGCACGCCCGACCGCAGCGUUUGGCGCAGGAAAUAUCGCGAGCUUGAGCAAGAUCGAGGGGCAAAAUUGGCGUCAUGGAGACAUCGAAGACACGCUGCUCACGCUGCUUAUCUCGUCACGCACGGGCAAGAAGUUCAGCAAAAUGGACGUCAAGAGAGUGUACUUUGGCAAUUGGCUGCGUGACUAUUCGCAGGCUGUCGAUGUCGGCACCGUCAAGAUGGUGUCGGCGGAAGCGAUUCGUAUUCUGCUCUGGGUCCUGGGUUUCUUGAGCUUUGGCUAUGGUACUAAGGAGUUUGAAGUUACCAGGGACAGACUGGGGUGCUACCGCCCGGAGGAGCACAUUGACAACCCGAAGGACUACGCCGACAACCUCGAUGCGCGCGACUAUGAUCGCCGACUACGCGGCCCCGUCGAUGAGAGGCGUGAGCUAAGCGUCGACGAGAGAACCGGCUUGAAGAACUACAUUGCAUCGGAAGAUCUGGGUAUCACGACAUCAGCUGGCAUGGUCCGCGACCUGCUUCGCCGCUGCAUCGAGCUCGGACAACGCUCUGGCGGCCGUGGAGAGGACUUCUACGAGGCCCUGCGACUCCUCGGUACGGCUACGCACUGUCUCGAGGAUUACUCAGCUCAUUCCAACUACACCGAGCUCUGUCUCAUUGAACUGGGCGCUCACGACGUCUUUCCCCAUGUAGGCAGGAACGCCAGGAUCCAGAUCGAAGGCGUUCGGAACCCAGUCUAUCCCAUCAUUACCGGAACCUUUGGUGGUGUCGACUUUCUGCACUCCGUGUGCGGAGAAAUUACGGAUAAGGCUACGCAAUCCGAGCUCCAGGAACUUGAAGGCGCCAUCAACGAGGCAGACCGAAAGCAAAACAAGAGCGCAAUCAAGGAUCUUCUCAGCAAGCUGCCAAGCGGCAUCUUCGGCGACAAAGACCAAGCUGGAAAGGCCGAUGAGCUUGAGGCGAACGCACAGGCUGCCAAAAUGGACAACAUGCACAUUAGCCCCAAGGAGCCAGAAGAGUUCACCCAGCAACUGGAUGCACUCGUGAAGCAGAUCUAUCCUAUCAUGGAGUUCCACGAUGAAAUCAUGCAAUCUAUCAACGAGAUCAUCGAUAACAUUCCCGUUCUGCCCGAGCUCCUUGAGCAGCUGCAGGAGCAGGUCAACAUCUUCGUAUUUAGUCUUCUUGCUCCUUUCGUUGUGCCUAUCAUCACUCAGGUCAAGACUGAGCUUGAGACUGGCUCCAGCGAGGUGAUUGCUAGCUCUCGCGAGAAGCAGCACAUUGUCUUCAACGAUGACGACUCGACCGAUCCUACUCACAGUAUGCUUUCGAAGGAUCAUUUCAGCAAUCUGUUGAACGAGCCCGCUGGAAGGGUUGCAUCCGAGGUCCUGAAGUGGGCAGUACCCCAGGUCGUUGCCUGCUGGGAUGGCGAGGCCGAUCCGGAACAGACCAUUGACACCAUCAUUCAAGCUGUUUUCCAUCAUCCUGCACAGCUUAGGCACCAAGACCGCCACGUUGAGCAAGGCCGUAAUGUCAUGUUCAACGCUGUCAGGCAGUGGUGGGAAGAGAAGGCAGAUGGCCAGCGCCAACUUAUCAGACAGCUCAGCCGCGAGGGUGUUGAGCGAGGCGAAAACCAUAAGGAGGGCCCGAAGGACUCCGGUCACGGAUGCUGCAAGCCCCUUGGCAUGGCUAAUGACUUCUCUUUUGGGAACAAGAGUGGAGGUGGAGGUAACGCUCAAGCCCAGCAAAUCAGCGGCCAGGCCGGAAAGCUUGCCAGUGAGGCCGUCGGUGGUGGUGCUCUUGGUGGUCUUGUCGGAGGUCUCGUCGGCGGCAUUGGUGGGUCUCUACUUGGAGGUGCUUUCGGAGACGAGGAGAAGGAGAGCAAGAAGAGCGAAAAACACAGUAACGAUGGCUCGUACACCCAGUCUUACUCCGAGUCGGGCCACCACAAGAAGAGCUCCCGCGACGAUUCCGAGCGUUACGGGCAAGCCUCCUACCAACAAACUCAAUACCCUAGCGGCGGACGCCGCGAAGAGUAUUCUCGUCAUGAGCAAGACUCGCAUGGCGGAUCGUACGGCUACGAGCAGCGCGUCGAAACGUCCAGUUACGGCGGGUCCGGCGGCUACGAGCGCCACGAAGAGCGACGCUACGAAAGCGGCGGCCAGUACCGCUCUGAGGAGACUCGUGAAGGCUUUGACCGCCAGGGGGAAUACUACCACGAGGAGAAGAAGAAGAACACAAAUUAUGGUAAGGACUCUGAAGACGAUGACUCUGGCGAUGAAGACGACUACGAGAAGCGCGCAAAGAAGGAGCGUAAGCGUCGCGAAAAGGAAGAAAAAAAGCAGAGGAAACACGGUAGUGACGAUGAGCGCUCUGGCGACGAUGCUUACAAGCGUCGUUCAGGAGAGCACAAGCGCCAUGGAAGCCCCAAACGGCACUCGGGCGGCAACUCGCACGAGAGCGGCGGCUAUGGCGAGGAAAGGCGGUACGGUGAGGAGCGUCGUGAGGAGGGUGGGUAUGGUGGUCGCUCAGAGUAUGGCCAACAAUCCUCGGGCUAUGGUCGCCAGGAACAGUCUGGGUAUGGCGGCGAUUCGUAUGGCUCCGGAGGCGGUGGUGGGUACGGUGGACGACAGGAGCAGUCUGAGUACGGUCGCCAAGAGCAGCCUGGCUAUGGCAACGACUCCUACGGCUCUGGAGGUUAUGGAGGGCGUCAGCAACCACCUGGCGGCUUCGAUGGGGGUGAAUAUGGCGGGCGCCCGCCGCCACCUGGAGGCUUUGGUGGAGGCGAGUCCUACGGCCGUCGCGACGAAGACGAGUACGGUGAGCGCAGACAGCAGUACGGAGGCGGCGGAGGGUAUGGCGAGGAGGGCGGGUAUGGACGGAGGUACUAG
Molecule: messenger RNA, 2949 nt
Organism: Didymosphaeria variabile
Lineage: Eukaryota; Fungi; Ascomycota; Dothideomycetes; Pleosporales; Didymosphaeriaceae
Exons: 3
Coding region: 1-2949 (982 amino acids)
Source: RefSeq, a predicted model, not a curated record